Tupaia belangeri chinensis (Chinese tree shrew) is the source of this 1260-nucleotide messenger RNA. It is a transcript of the gene TOMM22, whose product is annotated as translocase of outer mitochondrial membrane 22. The record is from RefSeq and is a predicted model, not a curated record. Gene Ontology annotation, biological process: intracellular protein transport. Bases 1 to 651 code for a protein of 216 amino acids. The transcript has 5 exons. NCBI's taxonomy places the organism in Eukaryota, Metazoa, Chordata, Mammalia, Scandentia, Tupaiidae. Gene Ontology annotation, cellular component: mitochondrial outer membrane.
AUGGAGGCGGGAGUCGUGUCUCCGCCGAAUCCCAGGGAGGCUUGUGAAAAUGCAGGCGUGCGGGACGCCCUAAACCCGCUGUACGGAACGACUACGGAAGCACCCGGAGUCGCUGCUCCAAAAGUUUCCCAGCUCCUCCUGCCCCUGAGGUCGCAGAACCCGGUACGACCUCGGAAAGUUCUGGGGAGUCGCCCGCGGCCGCACUGGGUGUCCCCACGAUCCAGGGCUGCCGCCGCCGCUGCUGUCGGCGCUGGGGCGCCCCUGUCCCCGGACGAAUUGCUCCCGAAAGGCGACGCAGAAAAGACGGAAGAGGAGCUGGAAGAGGACGACGACGAAGAGCUAGAUGAGACCCUCUCGGAGAGACUGUGGGGUCUGACGGAGAUGUUCCCGGAGAGGGUUCGGUCGGCAGCCGGAGCCACUUUUGAUCUCUCCCUCUUUGUGGCUCAAAAAAUGUACAGGUUUUCAAGGGCAGCUUUGUGGAUUGGGACCACUUCGUUUAUGAUCCUGGUUCUUCCUGUUGUCUUUGAGACUGAGAAGUUGCAAAUGGAGCAACAGCAGCAACUGCAGCAGCGGCAGAUACUUCUAGGGCCUAACACCGGCCUCUCGGGAGGAAUGCCAGGGGCUCUACCUUCACUUCCUGGAAAGAUCUAGAUUGUUACUGCUUAAACUGUCUUGGUGGAAGAAGCUAGAAAUUGAAUAGUGUUUGAACUGCUGAUUAUUUGGAUUUGUUUUGUUUUGUUUUGGCUGGUACGUUGACCUAUCUAAACCUGGAGGGACUAAUUCUCCCCACAUUGUCUCCUGGAGAGACUCCCAACUUGCACUGUAUCCUCCACACAGCCCUAUUUCAUCUGUCCUCACUCUGACAUCAAAGUACAGCCAUGCAGACGAUUACUUCAGCUCUGGCCACCCCACUCCUUUCACUAAAUUGCUCCUAACCGGAGGAUCUUACUAUCUUGUGGGGUAGGAACUGAUGCCCUGACUUUUAAUGUAUGUUUUUGUUUUUGUUUUCCUUAAAGAAUGGAGAUACUGGGGAGGGACAUGCACACAUGACAGACAAAAGGCAUUACAGCUGUAGUGUCAUGUGGCCACAGUGAACCCGUGUUGGAGGCAGCUAGCUGCAGCUUCAGCAGCGGGACGCGGACUGUAGAACCAAGAGCUCCUGUGCUCUGCUCAUUGUGGCUGUCAGAUGCCUGUGUGUAAAAACAGUCAGUGCUCACUUUUUGUAUUUAAAUAAUAAAAACAAUCCCAACUAAAGUGUCA